AUGGGCCCCAAAGAAAAGACCACCAUGACGGAAAAUUCCGCAGCUGUGUUCAUCCAAGCCUGGUGGCGAGGCACGCUGGUGCGCCGGACGCUGCUGCACGCUGCCCUCAGGGCCUGGAUCAUUCAGACCUGGUGGAGGCAGACGAUGGCCAGGCUGCUGGUCCAGAGGCAGCGGACGCAGCUGGAGCGCUACUCACGGAUAGAAUGGGCGGCAGUGAAGCUGCAGUCCUGGGUGCGAAUGUGGCGCAUUCGCCAGUGGUACUUCCGUUUGCUCAACGCCGUCCGCAUCAUCCAGGUCUACUGGCGCUGGCACAGCUGCCAUAGUCGUGGUUUUAUUCAGGGCAACUAUGAAAUCAAAGAAAACCAACUGAAUAUUCAACUCGAAAUCUCCCUGGGCUCUCAGGCUUGUAAGGUGCAGCAACGCAUACCCCUUCCUAUAAAAGAAUGA
This is a messenger RNA of Castor canadensis (American beaver), 447 nucleotides long. The record is from RefSeq and is a predicted model, not a curated record. Lineage: Eukaryota; Metazoa; Chordata; Mammalia; Rodentia; Castoridae.